Molecule: messenger RNA, 1974 nt
Organism: Lingula anatina
Lineage: Eukaryota; Metazoa; Brachiopoda; Lingulata; Lingulida; Lingulidae
Biological process (GO): taxis; proprioception; sensory perception of mechanical stimulus
Cellular component (GO): sensory dendrite
Source: RefSeq, a predicted model, not a curated record
UUUAAGCAAGUUGGAGUGCCAGUCUUUUCGCCUUACAGUAAUUUACCAUGACCGUGAUAUCAACUUCGUGUCAACUUCGCUGUACCCGUGUACAUGUUCAUAACUAUGGAUGUUGAAGUUUUAUUUUGCCGAUGUCACAAAUAUUCUAUCUGUACUCUGAUAUAUUUAUACAAAUUUGAAGAGUAGGGACCUUCCGACUGCUGGCAUCACAAUUGGACUGAUGAUUGCUUGCGCAGGAGACGGGAUUUUUUAAGCAAGGGAUCGUAUAACAAGUGUGACGUUGCCUUGGCCUCAGGUCGAUUGUUCAGACUGUAAUCCAAAUCCGGUGCUGCACUUGUGCCUCACCCUCAUAGCUGACUUAGCUCUGCUGAAAACAGGCAGUUUUCACGGAUGACGAAGUUGUUUAACUAAUAGCACACAGAGGUUCAUUUUUUAGAUAUAUCGAGUCAAGUUUCUUACGAAAACGACCAAAGGAUUGUUUGCAUUUGCAUCAGGCAGAUCAGGCUUUAAGUCUGGAAACUUGGUGAACAUUUCCUUUUGAUAAUCACUCAGUACAUACUGCGUCUCCCAUUAGAUUCAAUCUAGGGGACCAAGCUGUAACCUUUAAUAUAAUAUAAAGAAUGGCAACAACGACUAACUCUGCUGAUAAUCAAGAAAAGAAUGCACCGAGUAAAACUCCAACUAGUAAUGAAAACGCCACAUCUGCCACACCGAAAGCUGGGAACCAUAACAAAUUCCGCACCGCUAAUGUCACUCCGACAGACCAUGGGAGGUCUCCACAAAAACUUAGUCAAAAUAACAAGAAAACUGGAUCAGAGGCAGCCAAGAAAAAUUGGGGAAAGGUAGAACUGAAGGAAGUAGCACAGCUCAAUCCGCAUCACAACAAGAACGGUAAAAAUGCCCCAGGAUUAAGGAAAGACAGUGCGUCCCGGUCCAGAUCGCCGAGAGAGAGAUCGAAUUCAUUAAUGGUACCUGGAGACAGAGACGGACAGUUGGGGGAAAAUGAUAUUCAAAACGAGACGGAUCAUUUAUCUCUUGGGUCUCGACGGGAAUCCCUCGAUUCUAAACACUCUGCCACUUUACUUGACCGUCUUCAGAGAGCCACCGUUGUUCACCCCCCGGGGUCGGAGGAGAAACCGAAAUCUGUGCUAACGAACAAUGACACUUAUAUCAAGUCGGCCAUCCCUUGCCUCCCGCUUGGUCUGGCGUUACUCUUCUGUUUCCUCAACAUUAUUCUUCCAGGGAUAGGUACAAUGUUAAGCGGGUUCGCAAUACUCUGUUGUGGAGAGCCUAGAAUCAACGCAAAAGACGACAGGAAAUCCGCUACUCUGUGCUGCAAUGUGUUUGUUGGAGCUGCUCAAAUGAUGACGAUAACGUUCCUAUUAGUGGGGUGGUUCUGGAGCGUCUCGUGGGGCAUCUCUAUGGUGGCUCUGGCGGUGGCCAAGAGAAAAGAAGAAAAGGAAGAAAAAAUGCUUGAACUAAAAGCUAGGACGUUGGUUGCCUUUGGUUCUCCUGUUCGAACAGGGGGUCUGAUGAAAUACGCCUAGGAUAGACAACGCAGACUUACAUCCAACACCGUUGUGGAAAGGCUAUCGUCUCUCCUUGUCACUCAUUAAAAGCGGAGAAAACUACUCCUGAUGACCUACGUUAUAAUAUACGUACAUAUACAAGCGAAGAGUAUUUAUUUUUAAGAGUAGUUGACAGUAACCUGUGAAGUGAUAUUUCUAUUAAAAGCACGUUCAGGGCAGUUGUUAUUUGAUAAUCUCACUGGGGGCAAGACUGGAGAAGAAACGGCGCAGGAUAGAUGUGUGAACUUUGUACUGAAAUUUUGUGAUAAUUGGGUAGAAUUGAACGUGGCCUGCUGUCAUGUCUACCUACCUUCUUCCUGGAGUGCAGUGACUGCAUUGUUCAAUGCAUAAUGACUUGUUUUAACAUGUGCAAUAUAAGUUUGUUUGAUAGGAUUUUUGAAUAAAG